AUGUCUAACGGAGGCAUGGAUGGAUUCGAUUGGCUACAGAGUUUUCUUCCAGCCGAUAGUCAACCCGACCACGACUCCAUUGCCAACAUUGAGGCCUACCAAGCACAUCUAGCAUUUCACGAUUCGGAGGAGGUGGCUAAAGCGGCCGUUAUGCACCAGCAGGCACAGAGGUCAUAUUCAUUUAUGAGGUCAACCAAUCCUGGGACGAAUCAUGCCUUGAAUCCUUCUCAGGUGUACUCACAAGCUUCGGGUGGACAGUAUAGAGGAAACCAAGACCAGGAAAGCAGCAAUGUUCAAUCUAACAAUUCUGCUUCCGGGCCCUCUGUAUACCCAACACAUCGCUCUCACAAUAUAAGUCAGCGGCCAAAUCCUACCAGUCCAUCUCAACAUCAGUUGACUUCUCGGGUGCAUCAGGAUGCAUAUCGCCAUGGUCAAACUCAUAUGGAUCCCGCUGACCCCUCACAGAGGCCUUGUAAGUCCAUCUCAAACUCAUUAGAGGCCGAUAAAAGCCCUCAUAGGGCACAUGAAAUUACCAGGCCGACAGCCCCUCCACAGAGAACGAACCAAAACAUGGCACGACCUCUGCCUGCAUCACAAAACCCGUAUCAAGGCUACUCGGCAACUCCAAAUCAGCAUUCCCAGAUGUUAGAUCAAUCGCACAUGGGACAGGGAAUGACGGCACAAGGUCAAAGAAAAUACACACCGGUGGCAAGACCCCAAGCAUCACAGAGCCCAUACCAAAGUCAUUCCACGAUCCCAACCCAGAAUGUCCAAAGAUCAUCUCACUCGCAUACACCGCCAAGCUCCCACUCAAUGGACACUGAGCUUUAUAACCCCUUGGUGUCGCCGAAGGGAUUCGAUACUUCUGCAGCACGCAGCACCCCUGACCCGCGCCAGUUGAUCACACCAACCACAAGCACUCGAGAGGGUUCCAAUCCACAAACACAGAAUUCGGUUACCAAUUCCACCAGAUCAAACCCGAUACCACCUAGGCCUUCAUAUCAAAACUAUGCUCAUGUGCAGUCAGCCGUGCCAACUGCACCUAAUGGGGUCCAGAGCCCUGCAACAUCCCAGGCUGUCUCAACCCGCAGUCCUUCUGUCUCUAUUGUCUCCUCUGAUCCUGCGUCUGCCCCUCCGGCGCCACCUGCGCAGAUAACUACUGUUCCGCAUCAUUUGGACAAGGGCAGGACCCAGGAGAAAAGAGGAACUCAGGGUAAAGCACCGCCUACUUCAUUAUACCAGGCACCAAAUCAGACAAGUCAGCAGCCUCCGAUCUCCGAGCCAAAUGAGCAGAGCACACCAGCGGCAUCCUCAUCAUUUGCGUCAUCCAAUCCUCCUGCAGGCCCCCACCCGGGGCCUUCUUAUAACUCUUCGUAUACCUCGGGACCUCGCCGAGGUACCUUCUCUGAGUCGGCCAUGGCACAACAGCAUGCUGCAAGGAAUCCACAGUCGCGGGGUUACCCACUGCCGGGACCAUUGCAGCAUCAGAAAAAGCGGUGGGUUCCGACCCAAGAGCAUUUGAGUGGCUCUAUGCCACCCGCAAAGAUACGACGGUUGGAUAAUAGGACAACCCAAGACGGCACGUUAACGAGCGGCUCAGUGAAAGGGGCACAGAUUUCUAUGGAAUAUCCUCGGCCUCGAGGCCCUGGUAAAAUUCUUAAGAAUCGUGAUGACCUGGUCCAGCCGAUAAGACGGAGCGAUGCACUGCCCAAGCACACUUAUGAUCCCGCCACUAUCGCGCGGGAUGUGUUGAUUGCCGCGGGAAAACACCCGACGGAAAAGAUUCUAAAUCAUCAUCUUGAAGGAUUACGUCGUAAUUUUACCAAAAUCCACUACCUUGCAGACCUGGCAACGUUUCGUUGGGACCUUGUGGAUGUUAAGCAGCCUGAACCUCAAGUCGUCGAUCGCAUGCCUCCGGUCCCUACACCCCAAAUACCACUUCGACCGCCUCCUCAUCCUCAACCACCGCAGUCAGCUUGGCAAUCACUUCCACGUGAUCCAGAUGCUGUGAUACCAAACCACGUGACUGUAAGUGAUUUCGCUCCGAUGCCGUCGCGUGACACACCGCCCAAUCGCCCAAUCGCAAUGCCAACAAGGAUCGACGCGCGUGCCCCUCCGGGCGGUUUGAGUGCUUGGGGUACUUUACCUUUUAAACCGCCAACUUAUAAUCCCCCUCAGCCAAUUUAUUCUUCAAACUUGCCUUCUGGACUUCCUAGGGUCGACCCUGUGCCUGCAUCCCCGCAGUCAUCACACCAAUCCGUCCCCUUCCCGGCUUCCCCACCGCCGCAACCCCAACAGCGACGAUUGUCCACCGCGAAAAGUGCAGAUCCGCCCAAACCUCCGCAUACGGCAAAACAAUCGACGCCUAAAUCUACAGCAAAGCCUAAACCCCCAGCACAGACGGCCAGAAGCCAAUCGGACUCUAGUCGCACCGUGAAAUCCCCAGAGACAAGGCGCCUCCCCCAACCACAAGUCGUUAUACCAUAUUCACCACACAAGAUGCCCCAGAACCAGAAAAGAAGGCCAGGGCGACCCCACAAGACUGGAGCGAACCAUAUUGAAGUUGCCAUUCACCGUGAACAGCCCGUGAAUUAUCAAAUUUUCCCAUGCAAAUGGGAAGGGUGUGCUGCAGAACUCCAUAACAUUGACUCGGUGCGAGCUCAUCUUAUCAAAGUUCACAUCCCGCACUCUCUUAUUUGCAAAUGGAAAGAAUGCGGCAACAAGACGCCAAUGGCUGCAGCAGAUAUGUUUAUGCAUGUGUCGAACGAGCACAUCUCUAAAAUGGCUUGGCGGCUUGGGGAUGGGCCAACGGUGCCAAUAAUUGCGGAAAACAAACCGAGCUACCCUUCCGUUCUGGGUGAUCGCAGUGCUCGCAAAGGGACCAUGGUUUUGCCAGUGGAUGAACACCAGGUCAAGGCGUUCAGCAAGGCCCACGGGAAAUCGACUGAGAAGACAAAGGCACAAGCGCUGCUCGAAGCGGGACGACACUGGAAGCAACAGGUCGGACCCGAGAUGGAUUGGAGUGACCGCCGUCUGUCGACACCAGCUCGUCAGAGCAGAAUCCACUGCGGUGAAAUGGCAUUUGUUGGGGAGGAUUGA
Messenger RNA from Penicillium concentricum, 3099 nucleotides. RefSeq names its product putative C2H2 finger domain protein. The record is from RefSeq and is a predicted model, not a curated record. NCBI's taxonomy places the organism in Eukaryota, Fungi, Ascomycota, Eurotiomycetes, Eurotiales, Aspergillaceae. The transcript has 2 exons. The coding region runs from base 1 to 3099 and encodes 1032 amino acids.